This is a messenger RNA of Penaeus indicus, 1454 nucleotides long. Its product is annotated as pre-mRNA-splicing factor CWC22 homolog. The transcript has 5 exons. The record is from RefSeq and is a predicted model, not a curated record. Lineage: Eukaryota; Metazoa; Arthropoda; Malacostraca; Decapoda; Penaeidae. The coding region runs from base 1 to 1194 and encodes 397 amino acids.
AUGGGUCAAGGUGGACUAUAUUUCUUGCCAGAAGGGUCAUCUGCAUCAAAUUCGUCAGAAUCUUCAGAAUCUCUCAGGGAUUCACGGUCGCUGUCAUAUAUCAUCGCCUUCCUCUGUCUCUUCGACAUAAUUGCAGCGAAUCUUUGUGGAUUGGUCUACUGUUUGUUACAAGUAUUUUUAAUCAUAAAUUUUAUCUCUUUUUUUUAUCAGAGUCGCCAUCAAAAACAGGAAACAAAACCAGCCAAAGUGGAACCAGAGAAGCCUCCUGUCAAGCCAGCAGAGGACCUAAGUAUAUCCAGGGAACGACGCACUGAAUUCCUUCGCAGUUACAAGAUAAAGAAAAAGACCCAGAAUAAGGAAGAAGUGCAGGUGGGCACAACCAUCCAUGUUGACCCAAGGCGUGUUCAUCAGGUUCUGCCAGUGGUUGCGGCAACUGGAACAGUUGCUCCACGUGACCCUAGACGGGCAAAUGAAAGCAACAAAGAUCCAAGGAUACCACAUGAAAAUUCAAGGGAUCCUAGAAUAUCUGAGGGUUCUCGUGAUCCAAGAAUUUCAAGUGAAAAUGUCAGGGAUCCGAGACUUGGUUCAGAAAUUUCAAGUAACAAUAUAAAACCAACCAAACAAAGUGAUACGCAAGUUACUUCUUCAAGAGAUCCAAGAAUAGUAGCCAAGGAACGUGAGAAAGAUAAAUUGAAAGCUCAACGAAAGAGUAAGAAAGAUUCACCAACUAAAACCAAAAAAGAAAAAGAUAUCAAGCCUACAAAGAUUGACUCACGAUCAUCGAGGUCAGCUCAUCGGGAAAAAGAAAAAGAGAAAGAAAAAGAAAAAGAAAAGGAGAAAGAGAAGGAGAAGAAAGAGAAAGAAACCUCUGUUUCAUCUUCAAGAUUGAGCUCAAGCCACACAAAGAAACCCCCAGAACCUGUACCGCCUACAGAAGAGGCAGAGAAUACUGCCUCUUUCAAGAGCAGCCGUAAUAGUAAGAGAAGAGCCUAUAAACCCCGUGAGGAUAGUCCAGAGGAAGCCACUUCACCAUCCAGCAGUGGGAAGCGAUCCCGUGCAAAUCGAGACUCAGAUUCAGAUGAUAGUGACCAUUACCAGGCUAAUAAACCAAACCCUGCAUUGUACAAUAAGAAGGGUGAGUAUAGGGGUAGGUUUGAGUUAGAGAGCAGAGUUGGGGUUUCCUUGCCUGGCUGAGAGCAAAGAAUGAAGAUCUGCACAUACUAGGAGGGUGUUGCUCCUCCAUAGUAGGUCAGUUUUUUGCUCUAGUCCAGCCCCAUUCAUGUAUGCUACCAAAGACUGUAAUUUAAUAGACAUUUUAUAUUUACUAUAUUUACUUGUUUUUAAGAAUAUAUAUGAAACUCUAUAUAAAGAUGUGACAACAAAAAUAAAUGUCUCCAUUAUAAAUAACUUAUAUUUUUGUAAUUAUAGCUUCUUGAAAUAAACCCCAUCCCUUA